GCGAGUUGUCUUUCGGGUUGGCCAAUGAAUUGACGCCUCGCGCACAAUGUCUCGCGACAAGGGCGUUUCACUAGCAUGUCUGGGCGCGUUGGGCGGCGUCCGGAUAUAAAAGACUCCGCCCGAGCAGGCAGCCGCCAUUCUGGGGUUCGUUUAGAGGUUUGAAUUUUCUCGGAGAAAGACAGGCCGGCCACGAGGAAAAAAGAAACAAGCCGCAGCACCAUCUAAACCCUUGAAAGGAUCCUGAGAGGGGGGAAAGGGAAAACAGCAGCCACCAGCCCAACCACUUGUGUCUUCUGCCCCUUCCCACCUAUCUUGCCCACCCCACCAGCCCACGCUGCAUGGGACUUGAAAUCUGUGGCCGAAGGACCGUCACCACAUAACUUCAAAAAUAAUCAACCACCCACCCUCCCAAACCCACCCAAAUUCACUCAUCCAGCGUUUACUUUUUUGAAACCACUCAGAACUUUUUUUCUAUGACCCCCCUCCCUAAAUGGAGUUGGGUGGGGGGGAAAUGAAUACUGAGUUGGCCUUCAUUUUUUUAAGAGACUUUUUGAUCCAAUGAGGCCCCCCAAAUAAUUGAGUUUUGGGUCCUGGUUGGUUGUUUUAUUUUUUUUCUCCAAAAUUUUAACCCCCUCCCCCCCUGAGCCCGAGGUGCUGACGUCGCAAAAAAAUUGGAUAAAACCUCCAUCAUGGGUUCGGGUCCCAUAGAUCCCAAAGAGCUGCUCAAGGGCCUGGAUAGCUUCCUUAACCGAGAUGGGGAAGUCAAGAGUGUGGAUGGGAUUUCCAAGAUCUUCAGCCUGAUGAAGGAAGCACGAAAGAUGGUGAGUCGAUGCACUUACUUGAACAUUCUCCUGCAGACCCAGUCACCAGAAAUAUUGGUCAAGUUCAUUGAUGUUGGUGGCUACAAGCUUCUGAACAACUGGCUGACGUAUUCAAAGACAACCAACAACAUUCCCCUCUUGCAGCAAAUUCUGCUGACCCUGCAGCACCUCCCGCUCACUGUGGACCAUCUCAAGCAGAACAACACAGCCAAACUGGUGAAGCAGUUGAGCAAGUCAAGUGAGGAUGAAGAGCUCCGGAAAUUGGCUUCAGUCCUUGUCAGUGACUGGAUGGCUGUCAUCCGCUCCCAGAGCAGUACCCAGCCUGCUGAAAAAGAUAAGAAAAAACGUAAAGAAGAGGGGAAGAGUCGAACCACCCCUCCUGAGCGACCCUUGACUGAGGUGAAGGCUGAGACCCGGGCUGAGGAGGCCCCAGAGAAGAAGAAAGAGAAGCCCAAGUCUCUCCGAACCACAGCACCCAGUCAUGCCAAAUUCCGUUCCACUGGGCUAGAGCUGGAGACCCCGUCUUUGGUGCCUGUGAAGAAGAACGCCAGCGCAGUGGUGGUCUCUGACAAGUACAACCUUAAACCCAUCCCCCUCAAGCGUCAGAGCGCCACAGUUGCUCCAGGAGAUGCCGCACCCCCUGCAGAGAAGAAAUACAAACCACUGAACACCACCCCGAAUGCCACCAAAGAGAUCAAAGUGAAGAUCAUCCCACCACAGCCUAUGGAGGGCUUGGGCUUUCUGGAUGCGCUCAAUUCAGCCCCUGUUCCAGGCAUCAAAAUUAAGAAGAAGAAGAAGGUGCUGUCACCUACAGCAGCCAAGCCAAGCCCAUUUGAAGGGAAAACGAGCACAGAACCAAGCACAGCCAAACCUUCUUCCCCAGAACCAGCACCUCCUUGUGAGGCUAUGGACACAGACCGCCCAGGCACCCCAGUUCCCCCUGUUGAAGUCCCAGAGCUCAUGGAUACAGCCUCUUUGGAGCCAGGAGCACUGGAUACAAAGCCAGUGGAGAGUCCUGGAGAUCCUAGCCAACUGACCCGGAAAGGCAGGAAGAGGAAGACUGUGACGUGGCCUGAGGAGGGCAAACUGAGAGAAUAUUUCUAUUUUGAACUGGAUGAAACUGAACGAGUAAAUGUGAAUAAGAUCAAGGACUUUGGCGAGGCAGCUAAGCGAGAGAUACUGUCAGACCGUCAUGCAUUUGAGACGGCCCGGCGUCUGAGCCAUGACAACAUGGAGGAGAAGGUGCCCUGGGUGUGCCCGCGGCCCCUGGUUCUGCCCUCACCCCUUGUCACCCCUGGAAGCAACAGCCAGGAGCGAUACAUCCAGGCUGAGCGGGAGAAAGGAAUCCUUCAGGAGCUCUUCCUGAACAAGGAAAGUCCUCAUGAACCUGAUCCUGAACCCUAUGAACCUGUACCCCCGAAGCUCAUCCCCCUAGAUGAGGAGUGUUCCAUGGAUGAGACCCCAUAUAUUGAGACCCUAGAGCCCGGGGGAGCUGGUGGCUCACCUGAUGGGGCAGGUGGCUCCAAGUUGCCUCCCGUCCUGGCCAAUCUCAUGGGAAGCAUGGGUGCUGGGAAGAGCCCCCAGGGUCCUGGAGUUGGAGGAGGUAUCAAUGUCCAGGAGAUCCUCACUUCCAUCAUGGGUAGCCCGAGUAGUCAUUCCUCAGAGGAACUCCUGAAGCAACCAGACUAUUCAGACAAGAUCAAGCAGAUGCUUGUGCCACAUGGACUAUUAGGCCCUGGUCCAAUCGCCAAUGGUUUCCCACCAGGAGGCCCUGGGGGCCCCAAGGCCAUGCAGCACUUCCCCCCUGGGCCUGGGGGACCUAUGCCAGGUCCUCAUGGAGGCCCUGGUGGGCCAGUGGGUCCACGUCUCUUGGGUCCCCCACCCCCUCCACGAGGGGGUGAUCCCUUCUGGGAUGGCCCGGGUGACCCCAUGCGGGGUGGCCCGAUGCGGGGGGGUCCAGGACCUGGUCCAGGGCCGUACCAUAGAGGCCGUGGUGGCCGAGGAGGAAAUGAACCACCUCCUCCUCCUCCCUUCCGGGGGGCCAGAGGAGGCCGCUCUGGGGGAGGGCCCCCAAAUGGACGAGGGGGCCCUGGUGGGGGCAUGGUUGGAGGCGGUGGGCAUCGUCCACAUGAAGGCCCUGGCGGGGGCAUGAGCAGCAGCAGUGGACAUCGUCCUCACGAAGGCCCUGGUGGUGGCAUGGGUGGAGGUGGGGGACAUCGUCCCCACGAAGGCCCUGGUGGUGGCAUGGGCAGUGGCAGUGGCCAUCGUCCUCAUGAAGGCCCUGGCAGUGGCAUGGGCGGAGGCAGUGGACAUCGUCCCCAUGAAGGUCCUGGUGGAGGAAUGGGUGCUGGAGGUGGACAUCGCCCCCAUGAAGGCCCUGGUGGGAGCAUGGGUGGAAGUGGUGGACAUCGCCCGCAUGAAGGUCCCGGACAUGGGGGGCCCCAUGGCCACCGGCCUCACGAUGUCCCUGGUCACCGAGGCCAUGACCAUCGAGGGCCACCACCUCAUGAGCACCGUGGCCAUGAUGGCCCUGGCCAUGGAGGAGGGGGCCACCGAGGGCACGAUGGAGGCCACAGCCAUGGAGGAGACAUGUCAAACCGCCCUGUUUGCCGACAUUUCAUGAUGAAGGGCAACUGCCGCUAUGAGAACAACUGUGCCUUCUACCACCCGGGUGUCAAUGGGCCCCCCCUGCCCUAAGGACCACCUCCUCUGCCCCACCCACACACACCCUGUGGACUGCAGCCUUGCUCCUUCCACCUUGUUAUGGCUUCUGUGAGGCCCACAUUCCCCGUCCCCAGCUGAUGAGGAGCCGGCCCCCUCAGUUCCCACCUGCUUGGGUUUCUGGGGGUUUCUGAUCACUGGUGCGCAUCGAUGUACAUACUUUCCUCCAGUCUGGGGAGGAGAAAGACUGGAUACAUUCUGUACCCUGGACUGCUGAAGAGAAGACCCAGUUGGCUUCAUUUUUUGAGGAGAUUUGCCCUAUAACCCCAAACCCCUUUCCAGUAUUACCCUUUAUGCCUGAGAACCUAAAGCUGGUUAUUCUGGAGAACACCUCUACUCUCCUGUUGUGGGUCCUCCACAUGCACACACAACUGACGCGGGAUCAGCUGCACUUAUGAAAUCAUCCCAGCCAAGUUCAUUCUUCUCAUGGGGUGGGGAGAUGGUAAAAGGGGUAUUAUAUAUCCCACUGCACUGAGCGGGCUCAAUCAGGCUGGAUUUGAGUUCUGGAAUACAUCCUCCCCACUUCUGCCCUGACACAGGCUUUCCAUUGAGUCCUUUCUCAAGACUUUGCAACCUUCUGUGAAUACCCAAGUCUGCAUCAUGGGUCCGCUAGGUUCGGUGGUGGUCAGUUCACGGCUGCAUCCAGUGGAAGUUGUAGCUGGCGUAGGUGAGGCUGCUGGUGUUGGCCCACCCUUGCCUGCAGCUCAUUCUGGAAACUUUGUAAGACCCUUCAGUGAGACCAGCUUUUCAUCAACUUGCCCGCCCGCCGGGCCUGACCGUCACACUACAUGCACUGCCCUCGGGAGCUGGCACACUCUGCCCCACCUGGAACCUUGUCGGUGUGAGGCCUCUGGCUCCCUGCCCUGUCAGCCACCUCCGAGUCCCCCCAGGUGCCUUCCUGGGUGGGCGCCGCAAGCUGACGCGCCCUUCCCCAGCCCUCUCCUUCCCAGGUCUCGGCACCAGUUGUUUUCUAUGAAAACAGUGGAUCGGUUGGCUUUUGUGCAGGGUCUUGGGUUAGAGCCAUGAUGGAUUUGAGGGAUGAGUUUUUUUUUCUUUUGAUUUUGUAUAUUUUGUACAUUAAUAAACAGUGGAAAGAGAAGCAGCUUAUUUAAA
Ailuropoda melanoleuca (giant panda) is the source of this 4655-nucleotide messenger RNA. RefSeq names its product protein phosphatase 1 regulatory subunit 10 (gene PPP1R10). NCBI's taxonomy places the organism in Eukaryota, Metazoa, Chordata, Mammalia, Carnivora, Ursidae. Gene Ontology annotation, molecular function: protein phosphatase 1 binding; metal ion binding. The coding region runs from base 690 to 3518 and encodes 942 amino acids. The transcript has 20 exons. Gene Ontology annotation, cellular component: chromatin; nucleus; PTW/PP1 phosphatase complex. The record is from RefSeq and is a predicted model, not a curated record.